CCAUCGCUUCCCUCACUCUCUGUGGUCUUCUGCCUUCGUAGAUUCCGCCUCUCUCUCUCUUCUUCCUUCUCUCCAUCACACACAGAGAGAGACGCAAUCUCAGCACUCACCCAUCUUGAUGGAGAGCAUUGCCCUCUACUCUUCAUCCUCCACCACAACCGCCACUUCCUUCUCCCGCUUCUCCCUCCCCCGCCUCCGCCCCUCCGCCCAUCUCCGCCCCCUCAAAUCUACCCCCACUCCCCUUCAUCCACACCCCCACCCAUUCCCCCUUUUCCACCCCAUUCACAAAACCACUCAGAAGACUCCCCAUCUUCUCCCCGCCGCCGCCGCCGAAUCGACACCCGCAUCUCCUCCUCUACAAGGCGCCAAACUCAUCCCCUUAAUAAUCUCAGUCGCAAUCGGAGUCGUCGUCCGCUUCUUCGUCCCCAAACCCCCCGAAGUGACCCCUCAGGCAUGGCAACUGCUCUCAAUUUUCCUCUCCACCAUCGCCGGCCUCGUCCUCAGCCCCCUCCCCGUCGGCGCUUGGGCCUUCAUCGGCCUCACCACCUCAAUUCUCACCAAAACGCUCACCUUCACCGCCGCCUUCUCCGCCUUCACUAAUGAGGUCAUUUGGCUCAUUGUCAUCUCCUUCUUCUUCGCCCGCGGCUUCGUCAAGACUGGAUUGGGCGACCGGAUUGCCACCUAUUUCGUGAAAUGGUUGGGGAAGAGCACUCUCGGAUUGUCAUACGGCUUGACUCUGAGUGAAGCGCUUAUUGCGCCGGCAAUGCCUAGCACCACCGCCAGAGCCGGAGGCGUGUUCUUGCCCAUCAUUAAGUCGCUCUCCUUGUCGGCCGGGAGUAAUCCCGGAGACCCCUCCAAGAAGAAGCUCGGUUCAUAUUUAGUGCAAUCUCAGUUUCAGUCUGCUGGUAACUCUAGUGGUCUUUUCCUAACUGCUGCAGCUCAAAAUUUGCUGUGUCUCAAACUCGCUGAGGAGCUUGGGGUUGUAAUUUCGAGUCCAUGGGUUUCUUGGUUCAAGGCAGCAAGUUUGCCUGCAUUUGUCUCUCUUUUGGCUACACCACUCAUCUUGUAUAAGCUUUAUCCUCCUGAAAUCAAGGAUACACCUGACGCCCCUGCAAUGGCUGCAAAGAGAUUGGAGCUUAUGGGACCUGUCACCAAAAAUGAAUUGGUCAUGAUCGGUACAAUGCUUCUUGCAGUUUCUUUGUGGAUUUUCGGAGACGCACUAGGCAUUGCAAGUGUUGUUGCUGCAAUGCUUGGUCUUUCGAUCCUCCUGUUACUGGGAGUGCUUGAUUGGAAUGACUGCUUAAGUGAGAAAUCAGCAUGGGACACUUUGGCAUGGUUUGCAGUUCUGGUAGGCAUGGCUGGCCAAUUGACAAAUCUUGGCAUUGUGAGCUGGAUGUCUACUUGUGUAGCCAAAGCACUGCAGUCAUUGUCACUGAGUUGGCCAGCUGCUUUUGGCGUGCUUCAAGCUGCGUACUUCUGUAUCCACUACCUAUUUGCAAGUCAAACUGGCCAUGUCGGAGCGCUGUACUCUGCAUUUCUUGCCAUGCAUUUGGCAUCCGGAGUUCCAGGCGUUCUAGCAGCACUGGCUCUAGCUUACAAUACCAAUCUAUUUGGCGCUUUGACACAUUAUAGCAGUGGUCAAGCUGCUGUUUAUUUCGGAGCUGGUUAUGUGGAUCUUCCAGAUGUGUUCAAGUACGGGUUUAUCAUGGCCCUUGUUAACGCGGUGAUAUGGGGAGUCGUCGGGGGUUUUUGGUGGAAGUUCUUGGGACUCUAUUGAUUUCAGACAUUGUGUAAGUAAGUUUUUGGUAUCUGAUCCAUGCUCUGAGAAAGUUUUUGGAACCUGAGAAAGCUUUAGCUGAUAGGUUUGACCUCUUUCUUAGGCAUUGUCUAAAUUCAAAAAGGAAAUUAUUUAUCUUCCUCGAACAAACUUGAAAUGCAUUGAGUUGAUGAGCAAAAAAGAAGAGAAAAAAGAGCUCUUCUGGUUUCCUUUUUCU
This is a messenger RNA of Salvia hispanica, 1994 nucleotides long. RefSeq names its product dicarboxylate transporter 2.1, chloroplastic-like. Gene Ontology annotation, molecular function: transmembrane transporter activity. NCBI's taxonomy places the organism in Eukaryota, Viridiplantae, Streptophyta, Magnoliopsida, Lamiales, Lamiaceae. The record is from RefSeq and is a predicted model, not a curated record. Gene Ontology annotation, cellular component: membrane. Gene Ontology annotation, biological process: transmembrane transport.